CUGCCGGCCGUUGGUAUCCUGUUCUCCCUCCCAGGUUGGCGUCUGGGACCUUCUGUGUCGCCACAGGCACAGCGCCGCUCACACCAUGGCUUGGAUCCGGACUGCGCAACAGCCUUUCGAGAGACGUGGGUCUUUGGAGCCUCUUUAGUCCCGGGCCGCAGGCAGCUCCGCGGCGGCGGCGGACGGAAAGUAUCUCUUUUUAGGUUGUUGUGGCAAAAACAUGAAAUACAGGGAGAUGUUUGGCAGACUCUGCAGGGCUGUGCCAACGCUGGUUGUUUGUUCUCAGAACCUCUGGAAUGGAUGGACUCUUCCUGAGCAGUUUCGCUAAUUUGCAGCAGCUGGACAAUGCUCCUCAUUGAUAGCUGUCUGUCGGCAUAAUCGUCGCAUCAUCUCUCUCUGGUGGCGGGGAACUCAGCUCAAAAUCUGUGUAGGAAAAGCGCCUGGAUCCCAGUCUUUCAAUGGCUUCGAGACAACCAGAAGUGCCUGCUCUUGAGCCUAGUGGGCCUCUAGGCAAGAUGUCCCUGCCCAUCGGGAUGUACCGCCGGGCAUUCAGCUAUGAUGAUGCCCUUGAGGACCCUACACCCAUGACUCCUCCUCCAUCGGACAUGGGCAGCAUCCCCUGGAAGCCAGUGAUUCCAGAGCGCAAGUAUCAGCACCUCGCCAAGCAGGUGGAGGAGGGAGAGCCCAGCGUCUCCCCACGCGCCCCGGCCCCGCUGCCGGCCACUCACAGUGCAGAGAAGGCCCCUGUGGUGAAGGCCAAAGCGACCCAUGUCAUCAUGAGCUCUUUGAUCACAAAACAGAACCAGGAGAGCAUUCAUCGUUUUGAGCAACAGGCAGGGCUGCGAGAUGCCGGCUACACCCCCCACAAGGGCCUCACCACUGAGGAGACCAAGUACCUUCGAGUGGCAGAAGCACUCCACAAACUAAAGCUCCAGAGUGGAGAGACAGCAAGAGAGGAGAGGCAGCCGGCGUCCACGCAGUCCACCCCGAGCAGCAGCCCGCAGGCCUCCCCUAAGCAGAAAAGCAGAGGCUGGUUCACUUCUGGUUCUGCCACAGCCUUACCUGGCCCCGGUCUUAGCGCCAUGGAUUCUGGAAGCGGGGAUAAAGACAGAAGCUCAGCCGAUAAAUGGAGCCUCUUUGGACCGAGAUCCCUCCCGAAGUCUGAGUCAGGAGGCUUUGCCAUCCAAGCCUACAAAGGAGCCCAGAAGCCUUCUCCAAUGGAAGUGAUGCGUGGACAAGCCACCCGAAGGACGGAGGAGCCAGCAACGUUCAAGCCGCCCAAGAUGGAUAUCCCAGUGAUGGAAGGGACGAAACAGCUGCCGCGGGCCCACAGCCUCAAACCCCGGGACUUGAAUGUUCUCACACCCACUGGCUUCUAGAGCUUUCUGUCCCGGGGGCUCUGCAUCGAGGGUAUCGAGCCCAGCUCCCUUUACCUUGGCUCUGACAUAGGAAAAGUUUUGUCUUUGUGAAAAUCAGACUGAGGCUAGAUAGAGACAUAAUUGGUUUUCGCGAAACAUUAGUGCAAAGCUUGUCCUUGUGUGGAAAAGCCAUUUUGUAUUGCUUUAACGUUAGACUAAACUUGAGCAGUGGUAUAUGGGGACCUCCCCAGAACUUGGACCACUGCUUACUAGGUGACUGUCUGCGUUGCUCCAAAGCCAAGGCUUCAGGAUCCCUUCACCACUGUCGAGGUGCGCGUGGACAGACCACGGCGAGGGGAUGUCCGUGAACUAGUGCAGGAGACUUCGGCCCUCACGGCCGUGCUGGUGCUGGGUGCUCCGGUCUGGUCAGUCAGGGAACCCAAGGCCUGCUUGAGAUCUGGGUAGGGCUAGGAGCCAGCCCCGCAGGGCCCCCGCUCGUGCUGGCACCGGCGUCUCCUCGCGUCCUGGGGGACCUCGUGGGCCUGUGUCCUGCAGCCAGCCCUUGCUGUGGGACCUCGGGGGCCUGUGCUGUGGGAGGGGUGCUUCUCUUCUGCGUGUCACAGAACAAACACUAGUCUUAACACAUCCUUUGUUGCACUUUAAAGUGACAUUAAUUUAGCUUCCAUUUGGUUGAAAACUUCCUAAAGGAGAAAAUUCAGUCUACUGGCUUGCUAUAGAUAAAUGGCUGUUUAACGUUUUUAAAGAGGUGGCAGCUGCAGCUGGAAUGUAGUCUUGAGGUUCAUGGGAAACUGCUGUCACUCUAGUUUGAUUUUCUUGCUCAGGCUAGGGCUUCUAAAUUUUUUUCCUGGGAGGCAGAAGAAUUAAAAAAUUUCUGUAUGCAAUCAUUUUCCCCUCAAAUGAGCCUCAUGCCUUUGUAAACAUACCUCGCUGAGGAAGGAACUGGGGAAGCCACUCUCUCAUUUCUCUUCACUGUACACGUGCAGCCACUGUCUUGAACACCGUCCUUUCCUGCUGUCUCUUGAUUUGGACGGUAUUGUGUCUACACAAGGAGCCGAGCUGACCUUCCCCCAGAGACACCCGGGAGUCUCAAAUGAUCAGAAUUAAUUUAUUUGUGUCUUCUGUUAUGCUUGUAUCUUACUUGUUUUGACAAUAAAAGUCCGUACCACUUUCUCAAAUGUA
This is a messenger RNA of Capra hircus (goat), 2558 nucleotides long. Its product is annotated as KIAA1191 ortholog. Bases 459 to 1379 code for a protein of 306 amino acids. Gene Ontology annotation, cellular component: cytoplasm. The transcript is spliced from 9 exons. Lineage: Eukaryota; Metazoa; Chordata; Mammalia; Artiodactyla; Bovidae. The record is from RefSeq and is a predicted model, not a curated record.